Colletotrichum truncatum is the source of this 237-nucleotide messenger RNA. RefSeq lists its product as uncharacterized. Lineage: Eukaryota; Fungi; Ascomycota; Sordariomycetes; Glomerellales; Glomerellaceae. The record is from RefSeq and is a predicted model, not a curated record.
AUGCAAUUUCCUAGCAUUGCCGCCAUCUUUUUGACCAUUCUCGUUGGUCAGGGUCUUGCGUCACCUGCGAGAGGAAAUGGAGGACUUAACAACAAUGCCAGCAGCAAAGAGGGUCAGCCGUGCACUGGCAUCGUCAGCAACCUGGAGCAAAAGGGGACAUGCAAUAGGCUUGGCGAAUGUUCCAUUGAAAUCCCGCCCAACGAGGUUGACAAUGUUCCCAGUGGCGAUUGCAAGUAG